AUGAAGACUACCGUCACAGCGCUGGCCUUGUUUGUUGCCGUCGUUCUCGGCAAUACGGCGUGGACCUGCCUGGACAGCAGCAACAAAUACAUCGAUGUCUGUUCCAGCUCAGGAGGUACUCCUGUCGGCGUCGGCGUGAGUUUUAUGGCGCGGCGAUUUGCUUCGGCGUCGGGCGCGGAUGCUAAUGGUUGA
This is a messenger RNA of Colletotrichum spaethianum, 192 nucleotides long. RefSeq lists its product as uncharacterized. The transcript has a single exon. The record is from RefSeq and is a predicted model, not a curated record. Lineage: Eukaryota; Fungi; Ascomycota; Sordariomycetes; Glomerellales; Glomerellaceae. Bases 1 to 192 code for a protein of 63 amino acids.